GGUCCGGCUCAUCAUCUGGUCGGCGUUUGCACCGUGGAGUAGGUGAACUCACGUUGUCGAUAUUAGACCAAGACAGCUGCCUGUCUGUUUAGUAACCAGGGAAAGCCUCGACAGAGAGGACCAGGCUGCGGAAGCGAGAUGGAAACCGGAGGAGAAAGUUUGCUCAGGUCCCGCAGCCGAGCCCUCAACAAUCUGUCUAUCUUCCCAGACUUGGAUGGAGGAUCUAGUCCUGAGAGACAUCCGCAUGGGAAUGACGAUAACCGUGUCACAAGCAAUGGGAAAAUUGAAGUGGAGCAUGUGAUUAGCAAAAAGCUGCAACUAAAAAGGAAAGCAGAGGGCCUGAAGAGUGACCUGAUGCGUCAGUUUGAAAGCCAAGUCCAUGAUUUCAUGGACAGUCUUAUUGAAGAAUCAGCCAGCCUUGAGUCCACACCUCUACCUGCAGCCUUCUCACCACCACAGUCGGACAAGGAGAGGAGCAAACUUGGGCACGUUCAGCCUCCUCAAGGCCACGGGAAGCACUUUGUUACUCGGAGAUCCCUUCUAGAUGAGUUGUUUGAGGUGAACCACAUCAGGACCAUCUACCACAUGUUUAUUGCCCUGCUCAUUCUCUUUAUUCUCAGCACAUUCGUGGUCGAUUUCCUUGAUGAAGGCAGACUGGUCUUGGACUUUGACCUGCUGGUCUAUGCAUUUGGACAGUUCCCUCUAGUGGUGUGCACAUGGCUUUGCAUGUUCCUGUCCGUACUGCUGGUUCCCUACACCUUAUUCCAUCUGUGGUCACAAAGCCAGUCGGGCUCCCAUGGCCAGCAGAGGCUGUACACUUGGCUGUUUGGCUCUGCGUUCCUGCUGUACCAAGGCCUGUGUUUGGGGUUCCUACCAACAUAUGUGGUAGUGACCAACAGUUUGCCGCCUGCUUCUUGCUUUAUCGUCAUCAUUGAACAGGUUCGCCUGAUGAUGAAAGCCCACUCCUUUGUCAGAGAGAAUGUGCCAAGAGUCCUAGCUUGGCAAAAAGACAAGACAAGCAAUGGACCUGUGGUUCCUCAAGUUUCCCAGUAUCUCUACUUCUUGUUUGCACCAACUCUUAUUUAUAGAGACAAAUACCCUAGAAACCCGGUGACCAGAUGGGGCUAUGUGGCCUCAAAGUUACUUCAGGUACUUGGCUGUCUCUUUUAUACCUACUACAUAUUUGUGCGGUUGUGCAUCCCACAGUUUCGCAGCAUCAGCCUGCAGCUGUUCAAUCUGCGCGCCAUGGUACUUUGUGUCUUUAACUCUAUACUGCCAGGUGUUUUGGUUCUCCUGCUGGGUUUUUUUGCUUUUCUCCACUGCUGGCUCAAUGCUUUUGCUGAGAUGCUUCGCUUUGCAGACCGAAUGUUUUACAAGGACUGGUGGAACUCAACAUCUUAUGCCAAUUACUACCGUACUUGGAAUGUGGUGGUCCAUGACUGGCUGUAUUACUAUGUGUACAAGGACUUCCUUUUGAUAUCUCAGAAGCGUUUCCGACCAGCCGCCAUGUUUUUUGUGUUUACUGUGUCUGCAGUGGUGCAUGAGUACAUUCUUGCAGUUAGCUUCGGAUUCUUCUAUCCGGUGCUUUUCUGCCUCUUUAUGUGCUUUGGAAUGAUGUUCAACUUUAUUUUCCACGAUCGAAGGAAAGGCCCCAUUUGGAACAUAUUAAUGUGGACGUCCCUCUUUCUGGGUCAGGGGGUCAUAAUGUGUCUGUACUCUCAAGAGUGGUAUGCCAGACGGUACUGUCCACUCAAAGAGUCUUCAUUCCUGGACUUGCUGAAGCCUCGUUCAUGGAGCUGUCAGAGAGACCUAAUGGCUGGACCCGAUAAGAUAAAAUGGGACUAUUGAGAGGAACCCCAUCACCAAUCAAAAUGGACUCCACCAUCUCUCCUCUCUCUGUCAUUCAUAAUUUAUUGCAUUUAAAAAUUAUGAGUCCUACAGUGUGUGAAUGAAUGUAGUGGAGAGUAUCUGCUGAGAUGCCAAAAUCGCAACACCAAGAGUGCCUUAUUUAUUGUGUUUUCAGCUGCCAUUUCUCAACAGAAGUUCACACACACAUAUACAUAUAUAUAUUAAAAAGAAUUUGAAGCGCCAACUUGAAUUUUCUUUUCUCAUGGGUCCAUAAUGCUUUGGGUCCACUGUGAAACCACUCUUUGUGCAAACAAUGACAUGGUAGCUUAAUACAAACAUUACACAAUGAACACAUUAUCUGCAUGUGAUGUAAUGGUUAAUAUUUACCAAGGUAGUAUGUUGUAACUGUGUUAAACUGUGAGUUAUACUACAAGAAAUUACCUUAUUUUUAUUGCCAGUUGGACUUUUGUUUUGUUAAAUGAUAUUUUGGAUAUCAAACAUUCUCACUGGAUAUCUCUUAGGGAUAUCUCACUGUAAAUGAGAAAUGGUGGUCUUUGUAUUAUUGGGUGACAGGAGUGUUGUAUUUAAUUAUUAACUUAUUAAGCAGAUUGAUUAAGCACAGAUGAACUCCUCUGUUCAUCUACAAUGUCACAACAAUAAGAUGUUUUGGUCACUUUAAUGAUAUUUUUGCAAAACUCAAAGUAAAUACUUGGUUUACAAAAUAUUUAAGACAUGAAGGUUGCUGUAACUACUGAUAUUUUGCUGAAUAAACCUCUAAAUUAUGUUAGCACUUGGAA
Xiphophorus maculatus (southern platyfish) is the source of this 2645-nucleotide messenger RNA. It is a transcript of the gene soat1, whose product is annotated as sterol O-acyltransferase 1. NCBI's taxonomy places the organism in Eukaryota, Metazoa, Chordata, Actinopteri, Cyprinodontiformes, Poeciliidae. Gene Ontology annotation, cellular component: endoplasmic reticulum membrane. The record is from RefSeq and is a predicted model, not a curated record. The transcript has 16 exons. Gene Ontology annotation, biological process: cholesterol efflux; cholesterol metabolic process. Gene Ontology annotation, molecular function: cholesterol O-acyltransferase activity; cholesterol binding; fatty-acyl-CoA binding. Bases 139 to 1848 code for a protein of 569 amino acids.